Molecule: messenger RNA, 1229 nt
Organism: Aethina tumida (small hive beetle)
Lineage: Eukaryota; Metazoa; Arthropoda; Insecta; Coleoptera; Nitidulidae
Exons: 2
Coding region: 12-998 (328 amino acids)
Source: RefSeq, a predicted model, not a curated record
CAUGCUUUCAAAUGACAUCGUUCGGAGCAACAGAAAUAGUUCGAAAUACUAAUGCAAAUGGUCAACAAUACAAUUCUACAUUCAAAAUCAGAGGCCAAGUUUAUCAUAAAAUGGGCUCACUGCUGCCAAUGCCAAACGAACCACAUAAAUUCUUACAAAUCUACUUUAUGGGCAGCGAGGAUUCCGGAAGCGCACUUGCCAAUCGCGUGAAUGCACGUUGUGAUUAUAAUAACCUUGAUUCAUUUUAUGCCAGACGCAUCGUCAGCGAGCUAGAUGCUCUAUUGAACGAGCACAACGAAUUGUUGAAAAUAUUCAAAUCACAUAUGCACCAAUUACAAAGCGAUAAUCACGCUAUCGUCAUUAAUCCUGAUAAAACACCAGCUGGAGAGCAUAUUCGUAGAUUCAAUGCACCAGUUGUUGAUGAUGUUGCUGGAAUCAUGGUUGGCGAUUGUACAGCUGCACGAGAAAUUGUGAUUCGUAGAAGAAAUAAUAAUCUUCACUUCAUUACUGACACACAUCGCUCAUAUGACGCUCUCCAAUAUCCGCUAAUGUUCUGGAAGGGACAAGACGGAUAUUGUAUAAACAUAAAACAACGAGAUCCCGUAUCAGGAGCUGAAACAAACAAGAACGUUAGCUCAAAGGAUUAUUAUGCGUACCGAUUAAUGAUUAGACGUGGCCUGGACAACGUCAUUCUACGAUGUCGUGAGCUUUGUCAACAAUUCAUGGUGGACAUGUACGCGAAGAUUGAGAGCGAACGACCACGAUACUUACGAUAUAAUCAACUAAAGCUACGCGCGGAAGAGUACAUUCAUUUGCGAGACGCUAUCAACAACAACGCCGACGUGGCCGAAAUUGGUAACCAUGUCAUUUUACCAUCAUCGUACGUAGGAAGUGCACGUCAUAUGCAAGAAUAUAUACAGGAUGCUCUGACAUUCGUGCGCGAAUAUGGACGACCAUGUUUAUUUAUCACGUUCACAUGUAAUCCAAAAUGGCCAUAGAUUGCAUCUUUGCUACUGCCUGGCCAAAAUGCAAUACAUCGCCAUGACAUUACAGCACGUGUGUUCAGACAAAAGUUGAAGUCUUUAAUAAGUUUCAUUACUAAAUUACAUGUAUUCGGUCCCACACGUUGCUGGCUGUAUUCGGUUGAGUGGCAAAAGUGAGGAUUACCUCAUGCACACAUUUUGGUAUGGUUAAUUGACAAAAUCCGUCCUGAAGAAAUCGAUAGUAUC